Schistosoma haematobium is the source of this 5277-nucleotide messenger RNA. RefSeq lists its product as uncharacterized. Lineage: Eukaryota; Metazoa; Platyhelminthes; Trematoda; Strigeidida; Schistosomatidae. Bases 2657 to 3283 code for a protein of 208 amino acids. The record is from RefSeq and is a predicted model, not a curated record. The transcript has 3 exons.
GUACGGCUCUAAUAUUUGAAUUACUCACGUUGUCUAGCCUUGAUUUUUGUGAGUAUUUUUCCUAAUAUUUUUAUAUGUAUGUACCUUACGCUACACUGCACAUUACAAUUGCUUUAAUCCGUAAAUGUGAUGUAUGUUUAGUGGUUAUUAAUAAACCCAACAUGUGGGUUGUAACUAUUAAUUGCGUAAUGAUAAGUCAGAUCACCUGUAAACUUUUCAUCCUCAGGGUAAAGACAGGUCUUGAGAUGCUUGAUUUCCUCACUUUUUAACACAUAGAUAGUGAAAUGUAGUUAGGUCUUCAUAUUGGCAGAAAGUAUGCGUGAAUAUAAGUGUUUCCUUUAUUUUUAAAAUAAGCCGAUUACACUAACUUCCGAACAGUAAUUAAUAAAGACAGAUUGAUUGUCAGUUGCCUUCAAUCAAUCCAAUGUCGUCCCGUUUAGACAGUUAGCUCGAUAUCGUAAGACCCCGUUUAUAAUUACUUCACUGUUGCUUCACAUAAUAAAAAUUUCUGUCAAACUAGUGACUCAGUCCGUAAUUACGUUGUAUCAAGCCUCUGUAAACUCUAUUGCUUCAUAGUACGGUUCGACUGAUUGUUUAGGUGCGUAGUGGCGUGCUGGCCUGCUCAUAACUCUGUAGUGAUCAGCCGCACACCUCGAUUUGACAUUGGAAAAUAGUUGCUAGACAAUAUUGUAGCUUGAACAAAUUUACUUGAAAUGUAUAAUUUUAUUAAUGCGUCCGUAUUCACAGAUAUUUUUAUUUAUGUUUAAUAAUCCAUUUGAUAAAUGCUUUCUUAGUUUGUCUUAUUGUCAAUCACUAAGAUGGUACAAGGUCUAUCUGGCCUAUCUUAUGAAGACAGACUGAGACACCUUAACUUACGGGGUGGUCUAAUAUUGGCCUGUCGUACACUGAACGAUGACCUUGGUAUUAACAUGUCUUAUCUUUUGCUUCCGUCUAGAACUGAUCAUUUGAGAGGACAUUCGAAGAAAGUUCAAAAACCGAGAUCAAACCGUUUACGUCUGGAGUUCCGUUUCUCGCACCGAGUAGCGAAUUACUGGAAUUCUCUACCGGAACACGUAAUAUCAGCACCGUCUGUUAAUAUAUUCAAAACGAGGUUGGACCUCCACAGUAUUACAAACUGCAAGGAUUAAUAUAGGUCGAUAGACCUCCUAUCCUUAUUACUGAAGACUAAUGACCAUUGCAUUACAUGGGGUGUGACGAUUUACGAUCAUUAAUUAAGUUUUCAUUGGGUACUUAUAAGUGGUUCUAAUCAAACCCAUGUAAUUGUAUGGUAGUAAAUUAAAGGGUAUUUCACACAUAGAUAACGUUCUCGAAAAUAUACUUUAAUAAUUAGUGUGGAUACAGGUACAAUACUGGUAAUUCAACGACCAGUUUUCCACUUCUACAUUUGUCUCACGCUCAACGCCAUUGCGUAAAUGUAAGCUCAUCAUGUUCCAACAAAUUAGUUAUACCAAAUAUCAUUAUUCUAAAACUUCAUUGAUGAUAUUAGUUUGGUAACUUGCAUCCUUUAAGUGAUUCUGGUCAUUUUACUGCAAUGAUCCAGACACAUAAAUUGUCACUUGAAGAAAGUCUUGAUUGUCUAAUUAAGAUCAUUCCAUGAUGUUAGUUACAACAAUCAUCAAGCUUUCGACGAUUUCCUUUCCCGAUAGCAUAAACUCAGAGGUUUAUCAAACGCCAAUCGAAAACUACAUUUGAUUUCAGUUUGACAAUCACAUCGAAACAAGCUACACAAUACCGAACCUCUACAUUACUAACAUGGCAUGUGUUCGGUUACAGCAAUGAUAGUGUAACUACCUUGGACAUGUCCUACGAAUGUCGUGUCAGAGAAUUCCACGUCGCGCAUUGUUUGCCGACGCUGGGACCAGCUGGAAAACCGGAGAGGUGGUUAGGUUGUAUCAUGGUAUGAAAGAUGUACAGAACUGGUCUCUGUUGGUCCUUCACAAUUCCCUGGUUGGGGUCCUAGAGAUGGUGCAACACAGUGGCUUGAGACGUAAUCAGACAUGGUUCAGAAUAGAAGCUAGUGGCGGUCUUGCCGUAACUUUUUACUUUUACUUCAUAAACAAUAACGUAACUUUAACUGAAAGGAUUCCUUCUAAUUGUGUUUUGUCAAUUAAAUUGCCUCUCCCAUUAUUAUUUCACUUACACUAAUUUCUGUUCGUCGUUCUCCUUUUUCUUAUACGCACUUUACAUUCUCUAACUCUUCAUAACAUUGUUAUUGUCUGGCGCAUAUGCAUUUGGUGCCCCACUUGUACCGAUAUUUGCGUGUUCAAAUAAAUGGUCAAUGGAAAAAGAUGGUUAUGCGCCCUCACUGCCUGUUUUGUUUAUGUACAGAGCCUUCAAAAUGUUUGUGGAAUUCACGGACACCCUCUCUCAGCAAACGAAAAAUGGCCCUGUUAUUAAGAAACAGCAAUUGUUAACCUGCUGAAAGUAUGUUAGUACCGUAGCAUUCGGCACAGUGUAAACAUAUGAUCAACAAAUCCACGACCAGAACAAAAGCCAAUCUAUUUCUUGUGAAAUAGUCUUUUAUUGGCUUUGAUCAGUCUGUAAAGUAUAGUAGUUUAUACCCAGUCGAAAGCAAACUUAUUCCCUUAUAUUUGUUCCUAGAUGAUGCAAGCCUUAAAGAGCAGGAGAAUUAAUAAUGUCUAGUCAACCGAUAUCCAGACAUCGGAAGCAGCACUUUCCUCGUUUAGAACGUCGAAAAUUAAUUACUCCUCUAUCUCAGAAUCUCCCUCUCCAAGAAUAUGAUUCAGAUGAAGAUCCAGUUUAUAUUUCUAAACAUCCACGAAGUUCAUUAAUAUCCACUAGUCAUAAACCAUUCCGUCCAGUCAAAACAGAUUCAAAAGAUACCAAUGGGUCGUCUGGUCGUCCUGACAAACGUGCUAGAGAUGAACACAAUGAACAAGAACGUAGUCGUCGACGUGAACUUGCUGUUAUUUAUGAAUUGAUUCGAUGUAGUUUUUCAAAUGAUGAUUUACGAUAUCUUGGUCAUUGUAAUGGUCCUAAAUCAGUUGAUAAACUAUCAUAUCCACAAGUUUUACAAAUAGCCUAUCAAUUAUUACGUGAAGAACAGCAUAAUUUGACUUUAUUUGAAAAAUCUUUAAAUGAUUUGAAAUUAAUUGAAAAAGAAUUUGUCCGUGCCGGUCUCCCAGUACCUGAAAGGCCUAAAUGUCCUUAUAUAUUAGAUACUUAUCGAAAAAUGGUUCAACUUGUCGAUAAUUUACUACGUCAUGACAAACUUGAGAAAACAAAACAACUUCCUUGUUAGUUCUCUUAAUUGUGUCAGUUUUAUUUCAUUAUGCAAUUAAUGCCUUCAUAGUUUAUUAAAGACUUGCUGCUUACGACAAAAGUAGGGUUUAUUUAUCCUUGUUUACUUUAUAUUUAUUAAUCUGAAAAUAAUUACCUUAAAUGAUUCUACUAAUUAGACUUGUCUCAACAUCCAAAUAAUUAACUAAGCAGUCGGUUUAUAUGUUCUAACUAUUUUUUUAACAUGUGUUUCUGCAUAGAUUCCUUCUGAUUAGAGAUAAAGCUUUGAGAUCAUUAACCUAAUAGAUCGUACUAAAUUUUAAAAAGAAUUAGAUAAACCCCAAGCAGUUCAAUGGUGUGUUACAUAAACUCCUGUUGUAAUUUCACUGGAUUUCUUUUGAUUUGUAAUUUAUUCAUAUAGAUGUGUCAUUCUGUUCCAAUAUGCUUUUGUUUACAAUAAGAGGUUUGUGGAGAUUGUAAAGUUUCAUGGUUUACAUCACGGAAUUUUAUAUUUAUAUUUAUUUAUUUAAAGACAAACAUUGGUACAAGGAGGCAGAAAAUGCAUAUGCGCCACAUAAAUCAUUCGAUUUGUGUUACGGCUAGGAUACUGUCCGGGAGCCCAAACCGAAGCAGGCAGUUUUUUUAGGGAGCCACACCCGGUGCCUUUGAAUUAAAGGUCUGAUCCACAAGGCAGUGGAGCAACGUCAGUCCCAUGGUGGCCGGUCAUCAACAAUAGGUUCAUGCGCCAUUUGUUUUCUUAGGAUCCUGGAGCCUAUGUACACUGGUUUGGAAUCGGGGUUUUCUUAACUCCCCUAGAUAGACCCACCGUAUCCAUCAACCUGGUAUAAACGCUGGAUAUUCGCUUUUCUCAAUUUCGUAAACAACAGUAAUGCCACGAGAAGGUAGUGAGUAGGACUUCCGUGGCAGUGGUUGUAUGUACGUGGCCAUGUGAGAGCAUUUGUAGAGGGAGAGCUGACUCUCCUCACUCUCGGCCGUACCAAGGCAUUUGUGGGCACAUCACGGAAUGAUGCCAGUUAUAUGGCCAUUCAAAACUAGGAAGCAAUAGACAGCUGUCUGGUUUUAACAUGAAGACUCUUCAGCAGUGCUCAUCAAAUACCUGAAGGUUUUGAACUUGGUCUGCGAUCUUGUCCUGGAUAGCAAUUUGUUUUCGCUAAAUCAAUCGACCUGAUAGUAAUAUUAUGUCAACUAUCAUAUCGAAACUCACACCCAAUUGGAAUUCCAGUCUUUUGUAUUAACAAUAUUUUGAUUAUUAUCCUAUUUCUCGACUGUGCUUAACAAUCUAAAUUAUUAAAAUAUUAACCUUCCCGUUUAAAAUAUUCUGUCAUCAUAUUGAAACUAAUUAGUCUGAUCUCGUGUUUGGAUUAGUUUCAGUUUACAUCACUGAAUUGUAAUAAUAAUUGAUAAUCUGUAGUAAAGAGAAUCACUUCUUUUGUUUUUAUUGAAAUUUGUUUUUCCUAUACCCUAAACUACUUAUUGUGUAUGAUUUUGUACUUUAUAUAUGUUAUCAAAUUGUACUUGAAUCUGAUAAACUUAACUAAUUCUAUACUGAUUGGUUUAAACAGUAAGUUUUGUGUCAUUUAGUUAUCAUGUUUAUUGUUUAUGUAUAGUUUGUUAAUGAGAUUCAACGACAUUUCUUCAUUUUAAAGUGUUCAUACAGUAUUUGUUGUUGUAUACUGUUAUCCGAUUUAAUUUUGAUUAUAUUAGUUAUUAUUUCAACAGUUGAGAUCAUGAGUCAAUUGAACACCAUUGAAAACCUGGAAGCACUGGACGGCCGUUUCGUCCUGUUGUGGGUUUUCCAUGGUGGUCUAGCUUCAAUUGACUCAUGAUCUCAACUGUAGAAAUUAAUACAAUCUCCACAAAAAACCCCUUCUGAUUAGUUGUUAUGUUUAAAAGGUGUUCUCAUUCUAUUUAAUUAACCUUUUUUUUUCUUUAAAAUAAAGUUUAUGAUUUUCCAUUGAUUCCGGGUUUUUUAUUUUUACAAAUUAUUUUCAACAG